AUGGGCGCUAUACACGGCAAACAUCGUCUCUCUCGAAACGAGGUCCGAUCUCUGGCAUUAAAAACACAUUUCACUGAAAAACAGAUUAAAAAAUGGCAUAGCAUCUUCCUGAAGGAUUGUCCAUCCGGUCAGUUAAAUCGACGAGCCUUCUUGGAUAUGUAUACGCACUUUUUCCCUGACGGAAAGGCUAAAGACUUCUACGCUCACCUAUUUCGAACCUUCGAUCAGGACAAUAGCGGUCAAAUUGAUUUCGCCGAAUUUCUAUCAGCCAUCAGUAUAACCCAGAGUGGUGGACCAGAGGAGAAAUUGGGACUUGCAUUCCAACUAUACGAUAUCGAUGGAAAUGGCCAUAUCGAAGAGUCGGAAAUGAAUGAAAUUAUCAAGGUAGUCUUUUAA
Molecule: messenger RNA, 396 nt
Organism: Rodentolepis nana
Lineage: Eukaryota; Metazoa; Platyhelminthes; Cestoda; Cyclophyllidea; Hymenolepididae
Source: the annotation of a GenBank genome assembly